AUGAGCAGCAAUCCAAACCUCGCUGUCAAAUCAACAGAGUCAAGGGUAGGAAGAGAAAACCAGCGCUUUAAUCCUGAGAGCGGGGCCAGAAUGGUGGCAGGAUGUAUCUGUCUCAACGAAACCAGAGAUAAAGUAGUGAUGAUUCUGUCUAGCGUUCACAAAAACAAAUGGGUACUUCCUAAAGGUGGAAUUGAGUUGGAUGAAGGUGAAGAUUUUGUCAUUUCUGCUGUCAGAGAAACAUGGGAAGAGGCCGGAUGCGAGGGCCGGAUCUUGGAGAAAUUACCUGUGGUUUAUGAUCUGAGAGGUGCCAAAGCUCCAGUAUUGGAAGGCGAGGACCAGAAGAAAGAUUUUGAUCCAAAAAAAUUCAUUCCGAAGCUGGAGUUUCAUUUCUACACCAUGGAAGUGGUACAACUUAGUACAACAUGGCCUGAACUGGACGUUAGAAGUCGUAGAUGGUGCACCUAUUCUGAGGCUAAGCACGAGCUCAUGAAAAGCAAAAGACCGGAACUAGUGCAGGCACUCGAAUAUUCAUGUAUGGUCAAGGAUGUCGAAGCACCCGUGGAUGUCGAUGCGUACUAG
This is a messenger RNA of Australozyma saopauloensis, 579 nucleotides long. RefSeq names its product polyphosphatase. The transcript has a single exon. Gene Ontology annotation, cellular component: cytoplasm; nucleus. NCBI's taxonomy places the organism in Eukaryota, Fungi, Ascomycota, Pichiomycetes, Serinales, Metschnikowiaceae. The record is from RefSeq and is a predicted model, not a curated record. Bases 1 to 579 code for a protein of 192 amino acids. Gene Ontology annotation, biological process: diphosphoinositol polyphosphate metabolic process; diadenosine pentaphosphate catabolic process; adenosine 5'-(hexahydrogen pentaphosphate) catabolic process. Gene Ontology annotation, molecular function: bis(5'-adenosyl)-pentaphosphatase activity; endopolyphosphatase activity; diphosphoinositol-polyphosphate diphosphatase activity.